Molecule: messenger RNA, 965 nt
Organism: Onychostoma macrolepis
Lineage: Eukaryota; Metazoa; Chordata; Actinopteri; Cypriniformes; Cyprinidae
Product: DLA class II histocompatibility antigen, DR-1 beta chain-like
Exons: 4
Coding region: 149-607 (152 amino acids)
Source: RefSeq, a predicted model, not a curated record
ACUCAGUGGACAUUUCUAUUUCAAACUGCGGCGAAACGUGCAGCAAGCUUCACCAGAUGUUUACGUCUUUGCAAGGAAAGCUUCUGAUGAUCACAGUAAGCAGGUUCUGAGCUGUCUGGUCACUGGUUUCUACUCCAGAGAUAUUGAGAUGAACAUCAGAUUGGACAGAAUUACCAUUGAAAACCAAAUAUCAUCUGGAAUCAGACCAAAUGGUGAUGGAUCCUUUCAGAUGAGAAUCAGUGUGGAGAUAGAUACUAACCACAAAGGAUCUUAUGAAUGUUUUGUCAUUCACAGCAGCCUGACAGAACCAGCUUCAGUAGAAUGGGAUGUAAAAUGUUUUAACUGUGAAACAAGAACUCAAUGGCCAAUACUAGUGGCAAUACUAGUAGCAGCUGUAGCUCUAGCUCUCGCUGUGUACAUUAACGAAAAGAAAGAGUCAAAUGAUCUGAUGAGAAAUCAUCGUUGUGGUUAUGGUGCAGUGAGUGAGCAGAUAUCGAUGACCGGUGCAGCGUGUGCUGAUACGUCUGAUGAAGAGCUCAGUGCUGAUGGAUUUACAGACUAUAGGUCACUUAAUUAUGACCCUGUUUAUUAUGUUCCUUUAUGCUAAGCUGAAAUAUGACUGCAUCAAACUUCACGUUUGAAAGUUUCUUGCAACAUUUUGAAGGAUCAAGAACACAUAGUAUUUGUUAUUUAUGUAACAGUAUUGUUCUCUGGCGUUGUUUCGGGGAAAUGGAAAUGUUGAAAAAGAAAUCUGCAAAUUAUUGUGAAAUUUCAGAGGGUUAAAAUCUUCUGGCCAAACUGAGUACUGCAUAAGUUUAUAUAAAGUAUUUUUCAUUUUACAUCAUUAAUGGACCAUUUUUACAUUUCACUUUUGUAUUCUUAUUUGCUCCAGUAGCAAAAGUAAUAAUCCAAGACAGCAUUUCAUGACUUUCCUAAUUAGAACAAAAAGUGGAGAGAUUGAUUAA